Molecule: messenger RNA, 1044 nt
Organism: Dipodomys spectabilis (banner-tailed kangaroo rat)
Lineage: Eukaryota; Metazoa; Chordata; Mammalia; Rodentia; Heteromyidae
Gene: CUNH11orf65
Product: chromosome unknown C11orf65 homolog
Exons: 10
Coding region: 1-1044 (347 amino acids)
Source: RefSeq, a predicted model, not a curated record
AUGAAGGUGGAGGUCACAGCUCAGCUUGUCACCUUCUGGCUGGACACAAAGGACACAAAUCCUGGCAUAGAAAUCAAGGUGUACACGGAGCUCCAGGGACUCCAGCAGAAUGAGGAGUCUGAGGUGACCCAGGAAGAUACCCUAUCGUCUAUCAAGGAGGAUGGAGCAGCAAGAGUCAUCCAGAGUGCCUGGAAAUGUUUUGUUAAUGCUUGUAUAUUCCAACAUAUUAAAAAUCUGAUUGAUUUAAGAAGACAAGGAGAGCCGCGUCAGAUAGUGAGAUUCAUUAAUCCUAAAGAGGCUGAGCUUCUGGAUGCAGCUGCUGGCAUCUACGUACGAUUCAGAUUAGGUGGGGUGAAGUUUCCACCUGAAAUAUACUAUAAAAUUUUUACUCACAGACACGUUGAAGACUUGUGUGCUAACAGCCCUAGAGAUUACACAAAACUUGUGGCAAAACACCUGUCUCACAACAAAAAUAAUAGAAUUAAGGACACAGAUCGGAGUGGCUGGUACCGGCGUGUGGAAAACAAUGGAUGGAGGCCUGUCUCUGAAAGAUUUUGGUUACCAACAGACAAUGAGAUCGUGGAAAGCCAAAAGGAAACAGAAUUCCAUUUCUCUAAGCUGAAGAGAAGGCAGGAUAUAGAAAAGAAAAGGAAGAUUAAAAAGAUAGAAUGGAUGAAACAGAUGUACUACACUGGAACCCUGGCUGCCAAGACGUCUAAUUAUGAAACCAUAGAUUUAAUUCACACAGCCACUGAAGGACUAAUAAGAACAAUUGAGGAGGGUGGGGUAGAUUCUGUGAUGGAGUGGGAGGUGGAUGAAGUACUGAACUGGACCAACACACUCAACUUUGAUGAGUAUAUUGCCAAUUGGAAGCAAAUUGCUACAAGCAACUCAUCAGUUAACUUCCAGGGUUUCCGUUUUGAUCAAACCCCGGAAAAUCUUAACCAAUAUGAAGAUAUUCCAAAGGCCCAAAGGAAAGCACCAUAUAAUAAUGUUUAUGGAAAGCCAAUUGCUACUAGAAUAACUUAUGGAGUAGAGAUAUAA